Neurospora tetraspora is the source of this 822-nucleotide messenger RNA. RefSeq lists its product as uncharacterized. The transcript is spliced from 2 exons. Lineage: Eukaryota; Fungi; Ascomycota; Sordariomycetes; Sordariales; Sordariaceae. The coding region runs from base 1 to 822 and encodes 273 amino acids. The record is from RefSeq and is a predicted model, not a curated record.
AUGUCUGCCACCGAGAAUGCCAUGGCGAGGUUCCUUUUUGCUAUCCUCCAGCAAAAAUCUCUGAAGGAUAUCGACUGGAACGAGGUAGCCGCCAGCCCAUUUCUCUCCCAAACGAUUUCGAACGGCCAUGCCGCCCGCAUGCGCUACUCGCGAUUCCGAGCCUCCAUGCUAGGCACCGAACCCCGACCGAGAAACCGUACGAAUCCCGACAAGAACCGAGUUACAAAGGCAAAGAAUAAGGAGGAAAAGCCCAAGAAAAAGGCAGUCAAGGUCGAGAAAGAGAAGGAGGAAGGAAAAGUGUCCAGGAGCAAAGCCGCCCCCGCGAUGCCAUCUCCGCCUCUCAAGGACGAGAAAGAUUUCAUACCUCCCGAACCAUCAUCCAUCGACAACCUUUAUUCCACACCGACCUCCAUGGCCACGCCCAUGUCCGAUAUACAAUCACGAAUGCGCAUGCGCCUCCUCACUCCCUGCAGCGACUCGGAUGCUCUCACGACGUCACCUCACAUCUAUACCCCGGCAGCAGUCCCGGCAUGUCCCACCGACAUGCUUCUCGGUCAUACAGGCGCUCCUUUCCAUUUCACCGGCUCGUCCACCACCACCACCACCACCGGAUCCUGGCAGCCCACUUUACCUACCUACGCUGGUUAUGGAAUGGGAUAUGAACUGGAUGCAUACGCCACGGCUUUCGCCGUUAGCGCCUCCCAGCAGAACGAACAGCAUGCUGCUGAACAACUUCGAGUACACGCUGCCAUGAUGGAACAUGAGAAUCACACCGGCAUGAUCAAGCAGGAAGACUGGGAUGCUCAGCAGUAUCAAUGCUGA